AUGCUUCGAACAGCAGCAGUUAGAACCGGAGUUUCAGGGUCUUCAGCUUUGUGCGCCCAAGCCGGUUCAAGGCUCCUGUCUCAAAAGCCCGGGUUAUCAUCUAUCAGAUCGUUCUCUGCGUCAGCCAAUCGCAAUUUGAAGAUUCUAUCUGUUUUAUACGAUGGUGGAGAACAUGCCAAACAGCAGCCACGGCUGCUAGGCACGACCGAGAACGAGCUGGGCCUGAGGAAAUGGCUCGAAGAUCAGGGUCAUACUCUCAUCACCACCUCCGACAAAGAGGGUCCGAACUCUGUGUUCGAAAGAGAGCUUCCUGAUGCAGACAUCCUGAUCACCACCCCAUUCCAUCCGGCGUAUCUUACCGCCGACCGAUUAAAGAAAGCUAAAAACCUCAAGCUGGCUGUGACUGCAGGUGUCGGCUCAGACCACAUCGACCUCAAUGCGGCAAACAAGACCAACGGUGGCAUCACCGUCGCAGAGGUCACGGGCUCCAACGUUGUCUCAGUUGCUGAGCAUGUGGUCAUGACCAUGCUGGGCUUGGUGCGGAACUGGAUCCCGGCGCACGAGCAGAUUGAGCGCGGUGAGUGGAACGUUGCCCAAGUCGCACGCAAUGAAUACGACCUGGAAGGUAAAGUGGUGGGCACCGUUGGUAUCGGUCGCAUUGGCCAGCGCGUCCUGCGGCGGUUGAAGCCGUUUGACUGCAAGGAGCUGCUCUACUACGACUACCAGCCCUUGAAACCCGAUGUAGAGGCUGAAAUAGGUUGCCGGAGGGUGGAGAGCUUGGAGGACAUGGUCGCCCAGUGUGAUAUUGUCACGAUCAAUUGUCCCCUACACGAGAAGACAUUCGGCCUCUUCAACAAGGAGUUGAUCUCGAAGAUGAAGAAAGGAUCAUGGAUCGUCAACACCGCCCGUGGUGCGAUCGUGGUGGCAGAUGACAUUGCAGCGGCUCUUAAGUCGGGCCACUUGAACGGCUACGGAGGCGAUGUCUGGUUCCCUCAACCAGCACCAAAAGAUCACCCACUUCGCUACGCGAAGAACCCUCUUGGAGGCGGCAACGGCAUGGUUCCCCAUAUGUCGGGCAGUUCACUGGACGCACAGAAGCGCUACGCCGAUGGUGUGAAGAAGAUUCUACAGAGCUACCUGAGCGGAGCGCACGAUUACGAGCCCGCGGAUCUGAUUGUCUACAAGGGAGACUACGCGACACGUUCUUAUGGGCAAAGGAAGGCGAACUGA
Molecule: messenger RNA, 1230 nt
Organism: Fonsecaea erecta
Lineage: Eukaryota; Fungi; Ascomycota; Eurotiomycetes; Chaetothyriales; Herpotrichiellaceae
Product: formate dehydrogenase
Exons: 4
Coding region: 1-1230 (409 amino acids)
Cellular component (GO): cytosol
Molecular function (GO): oxidoreductase activity, acting on the CH-OH group of donors, NAD or NADP as acceptor; NAD binding; formate dehydrogenase (NAD+) activity
Source: RefSeq, a predicted model, not a curated record